Messenger RNA from Zalophus californianus (California sea lion), 2774 nucleotides. It is a transcript of the gene LRRC52, whose product is annotated as leucine rich repeat containing 52. Lineage: Eukaryota; Metazoa; Chordata; Mammalia; Carnivora; Otariidae. The transcript has 2 exons. The record is from RefSeq and is a predicted model, not a curated record. The coding region runs from base 1707 to 2654 and encodes 315 amino acids. Gene Ontology annotation, molecular function: voltage-gated potassium channel activity; transmembrane transporter binding; potassium channel activator activity. Gene Ontology annotation, cellular component: voltage-gated potassium channel complex.
AAGCCAUCACUCCGGAAAUUAAUUCCUCCCCCAUAGCCUUCACGGGCCGCAUUUCUCUCCCAGGCAAUCACCUAAGAUCUAGCAAGGAACUUUUUUUGUUUAAUUAUAAGGAAAGGGUGGCUCCCCUAUCAAUAAAAUGCUGCUUCAAUGAGUACAACUACCCUUUGGGUCAUUAUUUUAAGUGUUUGAAAUUUCUACUUAAAUAAGGUCACUUUCAAUUUGGUAAAUACUCCUAAGUCAUCAUCUUAAUUCACGGCCAGUCACCCUAGGAAUGCUGAGUAAGUAAACAUAAUCAAGCAUUAGCUAACCAGCCACAAAUCCACUUGAGUUUAUUAAUUUCUGUCUUGGCAGAGAAGCAAGAAAAGGGAACAAACCAUCAGAGACAUUCACGCAUCAUUCAUUCAAUAAAUAUUUAUUACAUACCAGGUGCCAGGUACUGUGCUAAGCUAAAUAUAGGUUGCAUUAUUUUAUUAAUAUUCACAGCUAAGUUCUAUAUCAAAUCCCAUUUUCCCCCAAAUAUAAAUCUUAAUUCCUGAGGUGCUUUUUCUUCAUUUCUGCCUAAUGUGCCUUCUUCCAUGGAGUAAAUGAUACAUCCUAACUCUUAAGCUUCCAGACUCUCUAUCCCUCCCUCCAAAGACCCCCCCCAUCAUCCCUCAAAUAGUUAAUGAAUAUAAACUCCCACUAGAGCUCUAGAGAGGCACUCACUAUUUUAAAAGUCUAGGAGAAUAGUAAUGGUAAGAAAUAGUUCAUAUCAUUGCACUCGGAUUUUUUUUAUACAUUUGGGUUUUGGUUGAGGGGAGUACCUUAUACUUACUCUAAAGGCUUUUUAAAAUACUAGCACACAUAUAUAUUCCAAAUGCAGACAGAGCUGUAGGCAGGCUAGGAAAGCAAUCUGAAGAGGACCACCUUAUCAGAGGAAUUCCCUUUCCUCAUUUCAAAGGAGGCUCCCCUUUCCCAUACUCUCCCAACACCACCAAAAACUGGCACCUGUCCAAAUUCAUUUACAAAGGAAAGGACCCACUCGGAGAACUGACCUUAAAACAAGUCACUUUGCUCAUCAGUAAAGAAGCUACUUCCAAGGUCCCUCUAUAGCCUGUGGAUUAGGGGAUCCAAGCUAACCUAAUCCUCCACUACACCUCUUCGGGACCUGGUACACACACACACACACACACACACACACACACACACACACACACGAACCCGAGCACAGCCCCCCAGCCCCACACUGCAGGCCCUGAUUCCCCCAGGGACAGCCAGCUUACCGAGAUACACAAAACACCCCCACACCACCCAGAAGGGGAGAGAGGCAGGACUCUCCCUCCCUCAGCCAGGCAGUCUCCUGAGGCUGCUGACAUCACAAAGGUGUCAACUGGCAAGCUCAUUGUCAUGUGGCUCUCCCCUGGCUCCCCUUCACUUGCAAACGCAGGGAAAGGGUGAGACCUUUCAAAGCCGCCAAGCGGGCAAGCUUCCAGCAGCAGUCUGGGAGUGAGCGGGCGGCCGAGCCACCAAGCCGGGCGGCGGGGCAUUGGGCCUCGCGUUUCAACUUCUUCUCAGUUCUCCUGUAAUGGAAAAUUGCUUUGCACAAAGCUAGAGUGUUACAGUUCUUUCCAGCGCCACUCCUCCCCCACCCCGCCCCUCGGCAGCCUUCCGAUCAGAGGGACAGCGCCCGCAGGAAGGUGGAAGGAGGGUAGUUGUGGCUUCUUACUAUGUCCCUUGCUUCAGGCCCUGGGCCCGGGUGGUUACUCUUUUCCUUUGGAAUGGGACUGGUCUCGGGGUCAAAGUGUCCAAAUAAUUGUCAGUGUCAAGCCCAGGAAGUGAUCUGCACAGGGAUCCAGUUAGCCGAGUACCCCCCUGAUGUACCCCUGAGCACUCGGAGGCUAUACUUGAAUGAUAACCGCAUCACCUUUUUGCCAGCGAUGAAUCUAGGACUCCUCAGUGACCUUGUUUACUUGGACUGUCGGAAUAACCUGAUUCGCGAGGUGAUGGAUUAUACCUUCAUCGGGGUCUUCAAACUCAUCUACCUUGAUCUCAGCUCCAACAACCUAACCUUGAUCUCCCCAUACAGUUUCUCCAUGCUCAGCAACCUGGUGCAGCUGAACAUCUCCAACAACCCUCACCUGUUCUCUCUGAACAAGUACACCUUUGCCAACACCAGCUCUCUAAGGUACCUGGACCUCAGAAACACCGGCUUGCAGACCUUGGACAAUGCUGCCUUCCAAAACCUCCUAACACUACAGAUCCUGUAUCUGAGUGGAAACCCAUGGAAAUGCAACUGCUCCUUCCUGGACUUCACCAUCUACUUAAUAGUGUCCCAUCUGAACCAUCCAGAUGAUCAAAAUGCCACGUGCGUGGAGCCCGCAGAGCUGGUGGGGUGGCCCAUCACGCAGGUGGGGAACCCGCUCCGGUACAUGUGCAUCACGCACCUGGACCGCCAGGACUACAUCUUCCUGCUGCUCAUCGGCUUCUGCAUCUUCUCCACGGGCACCGUGGCCGCCUGGCUCACGGGCAUGUGCGCAGUGCUCUACCAGAACGCCCGGCGCAAGGCGAGCGAGGACGACGCCGAGGAGGAGCACGGGCAGAGGGUAGACAGCAGCAGGCGCAUCUUCCAAAACAGGGUGGACUCGGGCCAGGACGGGUUCCCUCAGCUGAUUUAGUUGCCAGAGACUGCCAUCUGAUGAUGCCUUCCCCCCAGGCUCCCUGCCUUCUCGCUCGCUCUCCCCUCCCCUUCCCUCAUGGCUGUCUUAGACACCGACUAUUUAGUAAAACAAAUAAAA